AGCAGGGGUUCCGUUGUCUGACAAGCUUUACUUGCUUUUCCAGAUGUGUAUACGCCUUUCACAAUACAUCAUAGGAUGCACCCUCAGUUUGUUUCUAGUCGGACAGAUAAGGGACGGAAACCAAACAGCCACGUAGUGAAAGGCGAAGCUCCGAAAGAGUGUUGUCUGUGUUCAGAAGUGUUCCUGGACACUGACAUGCACCCAGCCAGCCUGCCUCCUCAGAAGAUGGCCCUGUGAGAAGUUCUCUCCAAACCCACACCAGCAGUAUUGUCACUGUUCAGUUUCUAAAUGGAAAAGGAUACUAACGAACCAGGAGCAACUCAGAUGGAGGCUAAUGCUUAUCAAGAAGCCCAUGUGAUAAAAUCCAAAGAGGGUGAUGCCCAUACUGUGCAAGAUGAAACACAAUUGAAGCAACAAGGGCAGGAGAACACACAAAAUGCAAAAGGGGAUACACAUAAUGGUCCUGUCAGUUCAGAUGUGAUGCCAAACGGAGACGGACUGGCAGAAGGCUUCGGUUCUGCAGGGGAGACCCACAUAAAUGGGUCCCUGGCUCCUACAGCCCCUCCCCAGAGCACCAGCUCCCCUGUCAACUCCAAGAUCCACGAGCCCUCCGCAGGUGUGGCUUCUUAUCCACCCAUGAUGCUAGAGAAGUCUGAGGGGGCUAGUGCUGAGGUCACGGUUCACACGGGUGAUUCAUUGCAGUCACUCAGACUCAGUAUGCCUAUGCAGGAGACUGAAUUGUCCAACCCAAAGCCAUCACUGGAGAUGGAAAAUGAGGAGAAGAUUCGCCUGGAGGCUCGCCGGCGUCUGGAGGAGCAACUCAAACAGUAUAGAGUGCAGAGACACAAGGAGAGGUCCCAUCGCACCACACCCAAGAUCAGGCCGUUCAGCACCCUUGAUCCAGAGCUCAUGCUGCAUCCCGAGGCUCUGCCCAGGGCCAACACUCUUGCCAUGACCAAGGAGUAUUCCUUCCUCAGAACCAGUGUCCCCCGUGGUCCCAAACUGGGUAGCCUGGGGCUUCCCCCUCCCAGGGAGAGAAAAUCCAGAUCACCCCGUCCGAGCAAGAUCCACUCUUUGGCUGACUACAAGUCUCCUGAGAAUGAUGGUGGAGGUGGAGGUGGAGGUGGAGUAACAACGGCAGACAACACCAUGAGCUCCCUCCAGUCCACCAUCAGCUCAGUGUCCACUUUGUCUGAGGUCAGUCUGAUGUCUGAGGGUAACACCUGUGAAACAGAGGCACAGCCUGGUGCUUUGCACCAGGUCGGGGACAAUGUCUCAGAAAUUGACGGCAGCGAAUCAGGAACGAGGCCAGGGAACGACGGCAAUGACAGCGACAGCUCAUCUUACAGCAGCGCGUCUACCAGAGGCACAUACGGCAUGCUCUCUGCAGCAGUGGAGAGGCAGCGAGGGCCCUACACAGUGGAAGGGAGGGAGAUAGCCCCAGAGGCAAUGGGUCAGUUCCCCUCCCUGCAGGAGGUGUUGCAGGCCGCCAGUGAGGAGCAACACCUGCUGGAGCUGGAGCAGGAGAGAGAAGGGACGGCAGAGCCUCGCAGCCGAAGGGACAGUUUCUCCAGCAGUGUUUCUUUGGAGAGUUCAGUAAUGGGCCACGAUGAAAUGCUGCAGGUGUUGAAAGAGAAAAUGAGACUGGAGGGUCAACUAGAGUCUUUGUCAUCUGAGGCUAAUCAGGCUCUCAAGGAGAAGACAGAGCUUCAGGCCCAGCUCGCUGCAGUGAAUGCUCAGCUGCAGGCCAAGAAGGAGGAGGCGCAGUUCAGCCAGGAUAAGCAGAGUGCCCUCACAACCGAGGUGGGCACGCUGCGGCAGAACUGCAGCAGGCUAGAGAAGGCCAUGGUGGAACUCCAGGGUAGUCUGGAGAGCAAGAAUGCCAGUCUGUCUUCUCUUAGCAAUGACCUGAAGGUGGCUGAAGACCAGUACAACAGGCUGAUGGGGAAGGUGGAGGAGAUGCAAAACACUGUAGCCUCAAGGGACAAUACAGUUCAGGAUUUGCGUCAGCAGAUGGGUGGUCUUCAGAGCCAGCUUCAGCAGGUCCAGCUGGAGCGCAGCACCCUGCAAAACCGAUUGAAGACAUCCCAGGCUGAAAUCGAUUCACUCCAGCAGGUCAGACAGUGGUACCAGCAGCAGCUAGCCCUGGCACAGGAGGCAAGAGUACGACUGCAAAGCGAAAUGGCUAACAUGCAGGCUGGACAGAUGACUCAGAUUGGUGUCGUGGAACAUCUGAAGCUGGAGAAUGUGACUCUGUCACACCAACUCACCGAGACCCAACAUCGUUCCAUCAAAGACAAAGAGCGCAUUGCUGUUCAGCUGCAGAGCAUUGAGGCCGACAUGCUGACCCAGGAAGCUAAUUACAAGCAGAUCCAGGAUGCAAAAUCCAUGGUGGAAGACGAUCUGCAGCACAAACUGGAGGAGUUUGAGGAAGAGCGAGAGCGGUUAUUAAAAUUGGCCAACACAGCCAGCACACUGGAAAGGGAACUAGAGCAGGUGAGGUUGACUCUUUCCCAGAAGGACGCGCAGCUACAGUCACUCCAGAAAGAGCAUCUGGAGUUGAUGCGCCAGCUGACUAGCACUCAGGAGAACCUGCACACCAAAGAGCAGACCAUCAACCAGCUAGAGGCCCGCUACCUAGAGCUUGAGGCCCAGCUGGUCGAGCUGCAGACAGAGAGCAGCGCCAAGGACGAUAAUGUCCAGUACCUCCAGAAUGAAAAGAUUGUCCUGGAGGUAGCGCUGCAGGCAGCCCGGGCUGACAAGAGCCAACUUGACGAGAAUGCUGAACGGCUUGGAGAAGAUGUUCUGGUGGCUUCAGAUGUCUUGGAUCAGCUAAGACAAGAAGUCCAGGUCAAAGCCAAUCAGAUUGAAACUCUUCAACAGGAAAAUAGCUCCCUCAAAAAACAAGCUCAGAAAUUAAAAGAGCAGUUCCAGCAACAAAAGGUGAUGGUGGAAGCCUACCGUCGGGAUGCCAGCUCCAAAGAUCAGUUGAUCAGUGAGCUCAAGUCCACCAAAAAGCGUCUGUUGUCGGAGGUCAAGGACUUGAAACAGGAGUUGCUGGCCAUUCAGGGGGAGAAGCAAAACGUGGAGCUAGAGCAGGCCCGGCUUCAGAAGGAGGUGGUCAGAGUCCAGGAGCAGAUGAGCAACAUGGAGGCCCAUCUGCAGGCCAUUCAGACAGAGAGGGAUCAGCUUGAAACCCAGAUCCAGACUCUACAGUUUGAUCGAAGCCAGUUAGCAGCUGUAACAGAAGAGAACGAAGGCCUAAGGAAACAGGUGGAGCAGUUGGAGGGAGAAGCCAAAAAGGCCAUCUCAGAGCAGAAGGUGCGUGUGAAACGGCUGGGGACUGAUUUGACCAGUGCUCAGAAGGAGAUGAAGGCCAAACACAAGGCCUAUGAGAAUGCUGUGGGCAUCCUGAGCAGGAGGCUCCAAGAGGCUCUGACUGACAAGGAGACGGCCGAGGCAGAGCUGGUCAAACUUAAGGCCCAGGUGUCAGAUGGGGGAAACAGCCAGGCCUUACAGGAGAAGAUUAAGACUCUGCAGGCUGAGCUGCAGGUUGUGAGCAAAAGUAAGACCAUGCUAGAGAAGGAGCUGCAGGAGGUGAUCACCCUCACUUCCACAGAGCUAGAGGAGUACCAGGAGAAGGUCAUGGAGCUUGAGGAUGAGCUUCAAGAGUCUCGAUGCUUUAAGAAGCGGAUUCGAAAGUUAGAAGAUGCCAACAAGAAGCUCGCGCUUGAGCUGGAACAUGAAAAAGGGAAAUUGGCUGGAUUAGCACAGUCCCACAAUACACUGCGGGAGCAUUCCAACAUUUUGGAGACUGCCUUAGCUAAGAGAGAGGCAGAUCUUGUCCAACUUAACUUGCAGGUUCAAGCUGUUCUGAAGCGUAAGGAGGAGGAGGACCAGCAAAUGAAGCAGGUGGUGCAAACUCUGCAGCUAGCCUUAGAGAAAGAGAAAACCAAAGUCAAGGACUUGAAGGAACAGGUGGCAGCAGCAAAGGCUGAAGCAGCCCACAAUAGACGGCACUACAGGGCGGCCAUGCUGGAGCUGUCAGAGAUCAAGAAGGACCUACAGGCCAAAGAGGACCUGGUCAAAGUGCUACAGAGUGAAGCCCACAAACUACAGGCUCAGGAUGAGCAGCACUCUCAGGAGGUUUCCAGGUUUCAAGAGGAGCUGUCUGAGGCCCACUCACAGCUCCAGAUCCUCCAGAAACAACUGGACGAGGAACUGGCAAAGCAACCCCUCACUAACCAAGAGGUUGAGGACUUGAAGUGGGAGCUGGAGCAGAAGCAGAGGGAGCUGGAGGCUCAGAAGCAGCAGCUGGAGAUGAUGGAGCAGUGUCACCACAGGGAGCUGGACAACCUACAGAGAGCUCUGCAGAACAUCAAGGUGGAGCUGGAGUCAGUGCAGGAGGACCUGAACAGCACCAGGAAGGACAAGUUCAUGCUGCAGGCCAAAGUGGGUGAGCUGAGGAACAGCAUGAAGACGGUCCUUCUGCAGAACCAGCAACUUAAACAGGACCUCAAACAGAGCCGCAUAAGGAAGCAGCGCAUGGAGCUGAAGAGUGAAGGGAACCCAUCCAACCCAGUGACGCCAGUUAAGAUCCCAGACUGCCCAGUGCCUGCCACCCUAUUGGAUGAAUUGCUGAAACCAUCAACUUCUGUCAAUAAAGAGCCCCUCAACAACCUGCACAACUGUCUGCGGCAGCUCAAGGAGGAGAUGGACAGCCUCCAAAGGCAGAUGGAGGAACACACAGUAACAGUACAUGAGUCGAUGAGCUCACUGACGAACACAGAGGAGGAACUGGCUCAACUGGAUCUUCAGAACAACAUCUCCAAGUCAUCAACGCCACUUGACAACAUGGUGGUGGAAAAUAACAAUGAAGCAGAACAGCAGCAAUCAUAACAGAAGAACUUUUCUCAGGCCAAUAGAGGGAGCGUGGAGUUUUAUCCACAAAGGCACUUUUCAGCCCCUUAUUCCCUGUAUCUUUUCUUAACAAUUGCUGCCAACAUUUGGCAUUUUCCCAUCAGCACAGAAGUGCUUUCACAGAGUAAUACUUUGUAUACCAUGGCUUUAUUCUUUCCACUUUAUUUGACGGUUGUUUAUAUUUUUUGUUAUGCUAUUGUCAAAUUUAUUUAUUUUUAGUUAAGAAAUAACAACUUAUCUGACAGCCUCUCCAAGAGCCCCACCCUCUCCACCCCCCUCAGUUGUUAUAGAUACAAGUACGGUGUAGUUGUUGUUCUGUUGGGCCAGUUUUCCCCAUCUGAGUCAGCAGUUUUCCUCACUAAAAAGGAUUCAGUCAUCCACCUCCUCGUAAUAGGAAGUCAGUGUCUUUGAUGCUGCUUGAUAACGGCUGACAUUAUUUCAGAAAGUUUUUUUUGGCGACAGAAAUAUACUAGACUGGCUAUGAACUGUUCUUCCAUUUCUUUGUGCCUGUGUAUGAGUGAAGUGUCUCAUCUAUGAUUUUAACUGGCAUGGUUACACAUCCACGUGGUUUCCAAGCUGUUAUCGAUGAAUCAUCAUCUCUCCUUUUCAUGAUGUCAAAAGUCAUGCACAAUUGCGGUCAGUUUCUUUUGUAUUGCCUUGUUAAAAUGCAGUGUUUUCUUACAUUUGUUGUAACCAUAUCACCUUGGGUUCCAAAACUCUAAAAACAUUAAUUUCAGUUAUGUAUGGAGGUGUUCUGUCUAGCAUGGACUGCAGUAAUUUGUACUAAAAAAAAGCCUUAAGCAAACUUUGAUAUGCUGUAAAGGACUAAGGUGGUGUGAAUGAACGUAUUAUGCUUAGGGUGUGUGCGAGAUGUAAUGUUAUAUUGUAUAUGUGUGCAAAUCCUUACUGAAGAAUGGUUUAUUGUAAAAUAAGUGGGUCACAUCAACUGACAUCGCACACUAGAUGAUCAAAACUGACAGAGAAAGUUGUAGGAUGUUACUUCUUCUAACAGCAGGUGCAAUCAGAUGUGUUCACUUUCUGUUACAUUCGGUACAUACUGUAUUUACAAAAAAAAAAAAAUGACUACCCCUGAAUCAGAUUCUCUAUUUGUUUUAUGGGGAAUAGUUAAUUGUUUCCAGAGUUUAAUAUAUGAAAACACUUCCUUUUUGUAUGAUUGUAAAGUCAUCUUGAUUAUUUAAUAGUGGAACGAAGAUGAAAUGCAAGACUUCAAACCAUAACUCAGAGCAGAUGGUAAUUCUGAUGCACUAACAUGUCAGUGUAGAGGGGUCAUUGAGGUGGUACAGCAGCUUUCUGCAUGCAACUCUGCGGCAGCUGCUCAUUCCCAUACUAAAAAAACAACAACUUUAUUUUAACACCAUUGUAUGCUCAACAAUAUCCAAAGGGACAAUACAUCGUUUGAGGUGAAUGCUUAUUGAGGCAAAUAACAAAUAUAUUGAUAUACUAUACUGAAAAAAUAUUUUGGACUGUAUCUUCCAAACUACCUUAAA
Molecule: messenger RNA, 6428 nt
Organism: Acanthopagrus latus (yellowfin seabream)
Lineage: Eukaryota; Metazoa; Chordata; Actinopteri; Spariformes; Sparidae
Gene: golga3
Product: golgin A3
Exons: 24
Coding region: 289-4899 (1536 amino acids)
Source: RefSeq, a predicted model, not a curated record